Uranotaenia lowii is the source of this 438-nucleotide messenger RNA. RefSeq lists its product as uncharacterized. The coding region runs from base 19 to 438 and encodes 139 amino acids. Lineage: Eukaryota; Metazoa; Arthropoda; Insecta; Diptera; Culicidae. The transcript has 3 exons. The record is from RefSeq and is a predicted model, not a curated record.
GUAAAAGGAUCACCCACGAUGGCAGUCCGUUUCGAAUAUUCGAGAAGUUUAUCAAUUCUAGUUUGCGUUGUGGCAUUUUUUAAAACGGCCAACACUCAGAGUCUUUUUCCGAAUCAGCAGUUUUUGACAGGCAAUUCAUUUAGCUAUGGAAUUUUUGCCCCCGUUGGAUGGACUGUUGGAGCGUAUUCGUGGUACAUUGCUUCCCUAGGGUUGAUUCUUGGGGCCAUCGUUCUUCUGUACUUUGCCAAAGGAUGGAAUGCUGGGAGUUUCGAGACCGGUGGAUUUUUUAACCGAAGUCCUUACUAUUAUUACCAACGAGCAUUUGAUGACAGCUUAUUGGAUCUAAACGGACUAAGUGAGAUUAGUGAUGAAGAUAUCAAGAGGUAUUUGAUUGAUAAAAUAGAAGUUAUCGAACAUAAACUAAGCUCUUUUGGUUAA